AUGAGUUCCGAGUCUCAGACGACAAGAAUGAGCCGUGUUUAUUCCUAUACGUUACGCUCACUAUCUGAUACAAAAGACACGCUCAUUUUGGUCUGUAUUGGUCUAUUGGAGGCAUUGGAUCGUUUACAAGAACGUCUACAUCUACCUACGUCCAUUGUGAAGGAGCUCAAGCUUCGAUUGGCUAAAAUGGUGAGCAGGUCGUCGGUAAGACCUCAGAGUAAGCGUCCAAGUGCUCGAGAACUGGGUAACGUCGUAGCUGAAAGCAGUGUGUGGGACUCUGCUGAGCCUGAACAUGUGAGAGGUCUCGUCCAUGUUGUGCUGACAGCUGCUACGUCGCUGCAGAGACUGAUGAUUAAUGCGUCACUUGGGAUGUGUGACGGUAUUUACGGGUUGGUGAUGAGUUUGCCGGGAGUUUCGACAGUAUGCUCGCUUUUAAAUGGACUGUUGCAAGCAGUGGAGGAUACACUGAGACUGUCAAGUGAAGAGAUCAUUGAAGCUGCUUCAGUGGGAGGAUCGGGAUCGGGGUCUGGACGCACUCGAGAUUCUCAUCGUUUGCACCACCAGCGACACUAUCAGAACUAUAUGGUUGACCCAAGCUUAACGGCGGUCGUACUGGAGUACAAGGAAAAAGAAAGCAUGGUGCCAUUGAAUAUUGAUCGGAGGAUACGGCGCGUCAUGCACUUUCAGAUCCCGCUUCAUUCGUUUGAGGCGACUGUACGAUUACCUCCAGACAACGUGCAAUCCACUACGUCAUGGAGCAGAUCUAGUAGUGAUGACAGCAUUGGCGGCGAUAGUCACAAUCAAGCCCAGGAGGAGACCACUUCAAACUAUGCUCACCUGAGCUCCUUGACGCCGCGAUCAAUUCCAGUAUCACCUUUGGCCCGAAAGCGCGUGCAACUGGCAUUUUCCAAUUUUUCAGAUGACAUAUUGUACCAGGUACGCGACCGACUACGACAGGAGCAUGUGGCGGCGCGAACAGGCGACCCUGAUCUACGUGUGCCACGAUUUAACGCGCACGAUUGUCACGAAGAUAUUUAUUUAUCCUGUGGCCGCCACUGUGCGUCCAAGGUAGGCACAGGCAUGUACCGAAGCGUACGCGCUUCUGUGCCGGUACAGAAAAAUCGAUUUGUGUACUUCGAAAUGACACUACAGCAAGGUCGUGCACCGCUGCGCGAAGUAACACAGAGUGCCUCCGGUUCUCGUAGCGGAUCCUCCUUUUUACAGGGGAAUGCUGCAGACACCAAUGUUGGCAGCGCUAAAGACCGAGUUGAGAUUGACGCAAGCGUUUGCAUUGGGUUGUCUACGCGGCUGAUGCCACUAAACACUCUCGUUGGAGCGUCAAAACAUUCGAUCGGAUUCUAUUCUGCCGGCCACGUGCUUGUGGGCUCGGAAAGACGGAGCUCAAUCGGAGUUGGCCGAAAAUACGGUUUCCAGUCUACUGUUGGAGUUUUAGCCCGAGUAGUAGAUCAUCUGGAAGGCCUCAUGGAAGUGUCAUCUGAUGGUGUGCCUCAUCCAGCAUCCACUUCAUUCCCAUCGAGCUCGAGUGAUGCUGUGUCACCCAUCGGCGUGGCAUUUGUGCGCUUUACUGUUGAUGGGAUUGCCGUUCGCGACAGCAAUAAUCGCGUGAUGGAGUUCACGUUACCAUUUCCAUCUAGAAGCGAGCUCUACCCGACGUUGACACUGCAUUCUCAGGAUGUGCACGUGUAUAGCCAGAUGUCGGCCCCCGACAUCUGCAAGUUAGAUUUACAGGAGCUGGAAUUGGUCGAUGAAGGGCCUGUCGAGAUAUGGUGUCUCGAUGGUUUGCGUAUAGGCCUUGCAGUUUAG
This is a messenger RNA of Peronospora farinosa, 1824 nucleotides long. Lineage: Eukaryota; Oomycota; Peronosporomycetes; Peronosporales; Peronosporaceae. The record is from the annotation of a GenBank genome assembly.